UGUAUCAUGUGACGCUCCGAGCAGAGGUUUUGCCAAGUGGCAUUCAACACGUAACCUGCGCGUAGGUUAAAUGUAAAUAAUCUCCUUUACCGUCGGACAUUUUCCUGGUUUCGAUGACGGACACUGAGAAUUUAAAAGGUGUCGCUCUUCGUUUUGAAAACCACGCAAUGAGCAAGAAUCAGCUGCUUGUUUUCAUGUCUUUAGCGUGGAGUCAAGUUGCAAUUAUAAUUGGAGAGCCAGUUUGUAGUGGUGUGCCACAGAUUGAGUCCAGAGGGACUGGGACAGAAGUGUGGGGGGACCUUGGCUCCAGUGUUGAGCUGAAUUGCACGGCCUUGCUGGCCUACAACAGGAGUGAGCCUGCUGGUGAGGUCAGUGUGCAGUGGAGUAAAGAUGGACAGAUUCUCAGCAACUACAGACCCUUCACCCACAGCACCUCUCAUUGGUUUGCUAGUGAAAGGCAAAUGAUUGUGAGCAGCGUUCUGACUGUGGACCUGGAGGAACAGGCCCAUUUUGGGGUCUACUGUUGUGAAGUGUGGAACAGAACAGUUACCUUCAGCCUCCAGAGCAGAGACUUUCCAAGUCACAUAGGGCCAGUAGUUGCAUCAGUGGUCUUAUUCCUGGUGUUGGUCCUGGUUGCUUUAAUUUAUUCCAAAUGUCACCUCAAUUUCAAACUCUGGUAUAAAAACCUAUAUGGAGACUAUGAAAUGAGCGAUGGCAAAAUGUAUGAUGCCUAUAUCUCAUACAUAGAAAAUGAGAAUGACCGGAAGUUUGUCAAUUUUAUCCUGAAACCUCAUUUGGAGAACAAAUGUGGGCAUAAAUUAUUUCUUAAUGGCACAAACAUUCUCCCUGGAGCAGAGCCAUCUGCAGAGUUACUGAUGAACAUUAGUCGCUGUCGGCGGCUCAUUGUGGUGCUGUCCCAGUCCUACCUGGAGCAGGAGUGGUGCACUACUAACUUCAGACAGGGGUUAUUUCAUCUGCUGGAGCUGUCACGGAAGCCCAUUUUCAUCAUCUUCCAGUCUCAGCAGAAGCAUGUGAAUCUGGACGUCGCCAAGCAGCUCCGGGAACACCAGGCACGAAUUACCGCUCUCAUCUGGGGUGCGCAUUCCAUGACACCAUCGUCCAGGUUUUGGAAGGAGCUGGCCUUGGCCAUGCCCCGAAAGGUGACGUUCCACAGUGAGUCUGCUGGAGACCCCCAGACACUGCUCCAAAAUGACAAAGACCCCAUGCUCACCCUACAGCCUGACUAUCUGGACUGCAGACCAGACCCAGACCCUGCUGGAGAUCUGGGCAUACGGUUACCCAUCCAUAAGGUCAUGGCUUCUCGAGCUCCGGUCCUCCCUGAAACUCCCGAUCCAGUUUCAGAAGCCAGAGCUCCAGAGAUUGAUGUGUCUGACCUGGGCUCCAGGAGUUAUGCUGCCCGCACUGACUUUUACUGUCUUGUAACUGAGGAUGACGUAUAAUCCACAUGUGCACACUCCUGUUCUAUCUGUCAUGAAAUUCUCCUGAUAGCAGAAACCCUCAACCAUUUCAUUAGUCAGUCUUCGUUUACAUUUUAAACAGGAAGACUUUUGGAGCACAAAUUGUUAUUGAUAAUGGCUAUUAAGUAUAUCAUACACCAUCCAUCUCUGAAACUGUGAAUAUGUUCCCAUAUAUAUAAUUAUAUAUUAAAAUACUUCUACUUAAUGAAAGAAUUAAGUUUUUGUAUUGCUAUAUGUCAUAUACCUCUAUACUUGUACUUGCUGCACUUUGUCUUCAGCAGUCCUGUACAGAUUUUCUGGAAGUAAGUGCACUAUGUAACAUUUCAUGCCUAGUUAUUGUUAUAUAUAUUUGUUGUGAUAAAAUUCUCAAAAAAUAAUGACAAUUUCGAUGUUUUCCCUGAGUGGGUGGCGUGGGUUAAAUAAUGUAUCUUGUGUCUGUUUUAAUCAGAACUACGGCGGCUGCAUCUGGUGAACCAAAUACUCCACUGUACAGGGGAGGAAAGUCGUCAGAUCACCACCUGCUGUUUGCUCUCAAAACAGGUUAACAUUUUUGCCGCAGUCAAAAUUUGAGGAAUUCAUUUAUAGGUAGAAGUAGAAUAGUGCUAAUAGACAUCUUACCUGAUAUCAUAUAACAAAACCGAAGAAACAGGGAUUUAGAAGAUUUUUUUUUAACAUUAGAGGCUGGCAUUACCUAGCAUCCCCCUCAAAUCAAGCCCUAUAUAUUUGUAUGAAUUCAAUAAAAUGUGGUUUUAACAUUUCAAUAGCCAUAUGUCUUGUAAGG
This is a messenger RNA of Electrophorus electricus (electric eel), 2259 nucleotides long. RefSeq names its product single immunoglobulin and toll-interleukin 1 receptor (TIR) domain (gene sigirr). Lineage: Eukaryota; Metazoa; Chordata; Actinopteri; Gymnotiformes; Gymnotidae. The record is from RefSeq and is a predicted model, not a curated record. Gene Ontology annotation, biological process: signal transduction.